Molecule: messenger RNA, 1800 nt
Organism: Epinephelus lanceolatus (giant grouper)
Lineage: Eukaryota; Metazoa; Chordata; Actinopteri; Perciformes; Serranidae
Product: enoyl-CoA hydratase EchA19
Molecular function (GO): catalytic activity
Source: RefSeq, a predicted model, not a curated record
CAGUGUCCUUGUUUCUCUGGGGAAGAAUAAAGGUGUUGCACCAGUAUAUCAAAGUUGUGUUGAAGUUAGCAAACGUUAGCUUAAUGUGUAAAGAGUAGAAUAAAUAUUGCUAAUUUGUCUUUAGUUGUUUGUAAAAUACGAUAGAGAUUAGUUAGUGUAAAUCGAGUUUGAGCUUGUAAUAUUUUCACGAGUAAUUUUAGACAAUGGCGCUGAAACAUUUCCGGACGUUGACACCAAUUUUAGCGGCUAACGUUACCUGUCACAGUAAAACAUCUCGACUGUCCAUAAAGGCCAGUUUGUUGCCAGUGAAAUCCUACAGCACUGCAACGGGAGGUGAAGACAGAGGAACAGCUGCGGGACAGACUGUGGUCACCAAGCGCAGGGAGUCUGUGGUCACUGUGGCAAUAAACCGGCCUGAGGUGCGUAAUGCGGUGAACCAGGAGACGGCGAGGCGUCUGCUGGAAGAGCUGGAGGCCUUUGACAGUGACCCAGACUUAAACGUGGCUGUCCUGCAUGGGAAAGGAGGGAAUUUCUGCGCUGGUUAUGAUCUGAAAGAGCUGGCCAAUCACACAGCCUCCCUCAAAUUGGAGCAAGAUGUCACCAAGGGUCCCGGUCCGAUGGGUCCGUCCCGUUUGGAGCUGUCAAAGCCGCUGAUAGCAGCAGUCAGUGGCUUUGCUGUGGCUGGAGGGCUGGAGCUGGCUCUGCUGGCAGAUCUGCGAGUGGUGGAGGAGAGCACCGUCAUGGGGGUGUUCUGUCGCAGGUUUGGAGUUCCGCUGAUUGACGGAGGAACAGUGCGGCUUCCACGUCUCAUCGGUCUGUCACGAGCCCUUGACCUGAUUCUGACUGGACGACCAAUUGGAGCACAGGAAGCUCUCGCCUACGGACUCGCUAACAGAGUUGUUCCUGAUGGCCAAGCUUUACAGGCAGCCCUGGAGUUAGCAGAGCAGAUCAGCUCCUUCCCUCAGCAGUGUAUGCGGGCCGACCGCUCCUCAGCCAUGUACAGCUGCUACGACGCUCCCUCCUUCACACAGGCCAUGCAGUAUGAGAUCGACAAUGCAGUUCCCGUCAUCCAAUCAGAAGCUGUCGCUGGGGCAACCAGGUUCACUACUGGAACAGGAAGAGGAGGAGAAUUCUCCUAGGAUUUUGUUUGCAGGGGCCUUGUGAAUUGUGUUUUUCCACUUUGGAGGUCCACGGUUUUCAGACCACAUAAUGUAAACAUUUUUAAAAAGAGACCUCAACCACAUAACAACACCGAACAAGCCCAGUCAGUUUCUGUUCUGUUGUAUUAGUGUUUGAUGCCUAGAUGAUGAAGCCAGUUCAUUACAACUAUAUUAGCUUGUUACCCUAAGCAUCACCUCCUAUAUUUCAGAAGUAGGUUAUAGUGACUAGUAGAUGUGUGAAAUGCAAGAACAAAGCUGACUUUUUUUUAAGUAAUGCAACUCUAAAGCCUGUAUUCUACAAUCAGAAAAGGCUGAGAAUGUUCAUUUCUUUCACCCUGCUAUAUUUUUAGGUUUAAUUAUUACUUUUUAGGUUUGUUUUUGGAGAAAUGAGAUCUAUUAUACCAGACCAAUAAGACAAAAAGGUUAAGUGAGUCUAUGGUAUAUUUUGAAACCACAACUUGCAGUUGUUGUACAACUAUCAGUCGGCAAGCUCCACAUUUCAUGUCGCAGUGUCUUUGCAAGUGAAUGCUGUUUGGACCCUGAUGGUUGGGAGGGAAUGGAGCUCCAGAUCGAGCAUAGAGACAAAGCGCAUAAGUUCCACCCUCUCCGAAAAACAAUAAAUUGCUCUCUAAUGACUUUG